Molecule: messenger RNA, 1196 nt
Organism: Chanos chanos (milkfish)
Lineage: Eukaryota; Metazoa; Chordata; Actinopteri; Gonorynchiformes; Chanidae
Gene: sult3st1
Product: sulfotransferase family 3, cytosolic sulfotransferase 1
Exons: 6
Coding region: 57-929 (290 amino acids)
Molecular function (GO): sulfotransferase activity
Source: RefSeq, a predicted model, not a curated record
UCGACCACGUUCAUUCCGAUCUCUCACGCGUUUUUAAACAAAAAAAAAAACAUAUCAUGCAGAAACUUAAUGAAUACUUAUGUACUUACAAGGGAUACGUUUUCGCAAAUGGAGUAACUACUUCAGAAUACAUAGACUCUCUUCAAAACUUUGAAAUUCGGGACGCGGACGUUUUUUUAGUGACAUACCCCAAAUCAGGUACAAUAUGGACGCAACAAAUCAUAACACUAAUCUGUGAAUCAGACUGUGAAAAAGGAACGUAUCCUAACAACCUGGAGAGAAUGCCCUGGCUGGAAUACACCGAAGGUCGACCAGAUUACUCACUCCGGCCUUCCCCUCGCCUCUUCGCCUCUCACCUCACUCCUGCGCUUAUGCCCCCUGGACUUAAGGACAAGAAAGCUAAAAUAGUGUAUGUGAUGAGGAACCCAAAGGAUAAUGUGGUAUCUUAUUUUCACUUCUGUCACAUCUGGUCCAAACUGGAGACACCCAAGAGCUUCGAGGCUUUCCUGCAGCAGUACAUAGCUGGACAUGUUGGAGCUGCAUCGUGGUUCGAUCACAUCCGAGAGUGGUACACAAAGAGAGAUCAGUACAAUAUCCUGUUUCUGGCCUAUGAAGACAUGGUUCUGGAUCUGAAGACAGCUGUGGAGAAAAUCUGCCGAUUCCUGGAGCGAGAUCUGAGCGAUGAGCAGAUUGCUCGUGUGGUGGAGAAAGCCACAUUUAAGAACAUGAAGCAGGAUCCCAAAGCUAAUUAUGAAUUUAUCCCUGAGGAUCUGCUGCAGAAACCCCAGUUCAUGAGGAAAGGUGAAAUCGGAGACUGGAAAAACACCUUCACUGUGGCACAGAGUGAGAUGUUUGAUCGAAUCUUCCAGGAGAAGAUGAAGGACAUACCACUGCAGUUUAUCUGGGACAUGGACCGUACCACCCUGUAAAGAGAGGGUCAGCUGUCACUCUCCCGUUGAAAUAUAUAAAAACUAAGCCCUGCUAAACCGAGGCCUGAUUUCAAGCUGUAAAGAGAUGUACAUGUUUACAUUGUCGCUUUUAAGUAUCUAGUGAGAAAUUUGAAUUGUACACACUCUGUUUAAACCAAGUAUUGAUAGAUGUGGCUGAAUCACAUGAUCUCUUAUAUGUAAUGGCCAUAGAAUAUAAGGCAAAUGUUUUAUCAAUUACAGAAUAAAAGUCAUUUGUCCAGAGACAGA